This is a messenger RNA of Hylaeus volcanicus, 1244 nucleotides long. RefSeq names its product ubiquitin carboxyl-terminal hydrolase isozyme L5 (gene Uch-L5). The record is from RefSeq and is a predicted model, not a curated record. Gene Ontology annotation, cellular component: cytoplasm. The transcript has 6 exons. The coding region runs from base 108 to 1043 and encodes 311 amino acids. Lineage: Eukaryota; Metazoa; Arthropoda; Insecta; Hymenoptera; Colletidae. Gene Ontology annotation, biological process: protein deubiquitination; ubiquitin-dependent protein catabolic process. Gene Ontology annotation, molecular function: cysteine-type deubiquitinase activity.
AUCUAUUUAUUCGAUUUAGUUGUAUGUGUGACAACUACUUUGUGCUUGUAGCUUUUGGUGACUGGUGAAACUGGGCGAAACUGGCGAUGGUGUAUAAUAAAUAAAAAAUGGCGGACUCAGCGGGCAAUUGGUGUCUCAUCGAAAGCGAUCCUGGUGUUUUUACGGAAUUAAUCAAAGAAUUUGGUGUUAAAGGAGCUCAAGUAGAAGAAUUAUGGAGUUUGGAUGAUGAUCAGUUCGAUAAUUUGAAGCCUAUACAUGGUUUGAUAUUUUUAUUCAAAUGGGUUCAGGAUGAUGAACCAUCUGGAAAUGUUGUUCAAGAUAAUAGGUUGGACAAAAUAUUUUUUGCAAAACAGGUGAUUAAUAAUGCAUGUGCAACACAAGCAAUAUUAAGCGUAUUGUUAAAUUGUAAGCAUUCUGAUAUUUUGUUGGGGCCAAAUUUGGAAGAAUUUAAAAAUUUUUGUCAAAGCUUUGAUGCUAAUAUGAGAGGACUUGCUCUUAGUAAUUCUGAUGUAAUAAGAGAAGUACAUAAUUCUUUUUCAAGGCAAACAUUAUUUGAAUAUGAUUCAAAAAAGGCAUCUAAAGAUGAUGAUGUUUUUCACUUUGUAAGUUAUGUACCAAUUGAUGGUCGUUUAUAUGAGUUAGAUGGAUUGAAAGAUGGACCAAUGGAUCUAGGUCCAUGCCCACUUGGAGAACAGUGGGUUCAAGCAGCAAAGCCAAUAAUACAAAAAAGAAUAAAUAAAUAUAAUGAAGGAGAAAUCCAUUUUAAUUUAAUGGCGAUCGUGACUGAUAGAAAAACAUUAUACGAACGACAAAAAGCGAAUGUUUGUGAUCCAGCCGAGCUUGAGCGUUUACAGACACUAAUAGAAAAAGAGAUUCGAAAAUCUAAACGAUAUCAGAUCGAAAAUAUUAGAAGAAAACACAAUUAUCUCCCAUUGAUAAUGGAAUUGCUUAAGAUGCUUGCCAAAGAAGGUAAGCUUGUAUCUCUGUAUCAAAGGGCAAAGGAAAAGGCAUUGGAAAAAGAAUCCAAGAAGAACACAGUUUAAAUUUAGAUCCUAUAAUUGCAUGAAAAGAUCGUUGGAUUGUAUGUAAAAUGUAUAGGUAUCAAUGAAGUGUAAUCUUUUUUUAAAAAUAAAUGUAAAUAUAAACAAAAAUUCCUUUUUAUCGUAGACAUCAAGAAAUGUAUUAUUAAUUUUAAGAAACGUCAUAUUGGAAAAUAAUGCAGUUUAAUAAAUGAUGUAAUGAGA